ACAACCUCUGCUGUGAGGUGCCACAGACAUCGUGCGCAAAGCAACCCCGACGCAGCGAUGCGCUUAAACUCUUUGUUGAUCUACGCAUUUUGUGUGUGUGUUGCCAAUGGAGGGAUCCCUCAUGAUGCCAUACACUGGACAUACACAGAGGGAGCUUUGGACCAGAUGCACUGGCCAACCAAGUAUCCAGCAUGCGGGGGUAAGAAACAGUCCCCGAUUGACAUCCAGAGACGCAGCGUGAGACACAACCCAGACAUCUUACAGCUGGAGCUCAGUGGAUAUGACGCUCAGAGAGGGACCUUCCUCAUGUCCAACAAUGGGCACUCAGUCCAAAUCGACCUGCCCCCCACCAUGAAGAUCACAAAGGGCCUACCAGGAAAAUACACAGCUGUUCAGAUGCAUCUACACUGGGGUGGCUGGGACCUCGAGGCGAGCGGGGCAGAGCACACCAUUGACGGCAUCCGCUACAUGGCAGAGCUCCAUGUCGUCCAUUACAAUUCGGACAAGUACAAGAGCUUCACUGAGGCCAGAGAUAAAUCAGACGGGCUGGCAGUACUCGCCUUUUUCUAUGACGAUGGUCAUUUUGAGAACACCUACUACAGUGAUUUCAUCUCCAACCUGGCCAAAAUCAAAUAUGCAGGUCAGUCCAUGAACAUUUCAAGCCUGGACGUGCGCUCCAUGCUCCCCGAGAACAUGAACCAUUUCUUCAGGUACCAGGGCUCCCUCACAACUCCCCCCUGCUAUGAGAGCAUCUUGUGGACGGUGUUCGAUACCCCCAUUACUCUUUCACACAACCAGAUCAGGAAACUGGAGAGCACACUGAUGGACAUAGACAACAAGACCCUGUGGAAUGACUAUCGCAUCGCUCAGCCCCUUAACGACCGAGUGGUGGAGUCGUCUUUCUUGCCGCGGCUUGGGAAAGGAACGUUCUGCCGACAAGACGAAAUAGAAUCAAAGCUGCUUAAAAUCGAAGGCCUGAUAACCUCCCUUGGAAAGAACGUCUACUCAGGAGGUGGACCACAACACUCACGGCCAAGCAAACAUGAACCUCAAGCUUUGUUCCCGCUGGUGCUCAACUUCCAGCGGGAGAAUUCUGGCAGUUAUGUAAAAGCCCACCUGGGGCAUCCGAUGGAGCUGGACUCCUUCACCGUCUGCAUGCACGUGUUGCCUGAAGUGGAGGGCGCGCACACGGUCAUCUCGUACUCCAGCAACAAUGAGCAACACAAUGAGCUGCUGAUCUCCAUCAGUGAGGACAGAGAUGGCAAGGAGGUAGGCCUCUGGAUUGGCAACGAGUUUGUCAAUUUGCCGUUCAACUUCAAGUCCCAAAAUUGGGCCAACUACUGCAUCACAUGGUCGUCCCGCACUGGCGGUGCGGAGCUGUGGAUCAACGGCAUGGUGGGGGAGCGGCGCUACCUAAAAAGUGGCUAUACCAUUCGCACUGGGGGUGUGUUCAUCCUGGGAAAUGACCAAGACGGAAUGCUGGGUAUUUCCAACAUGGACGCCUUUGUGGGGAAGAUGACGGAUGUGAAUGUGUGGGACUAUACGCUAAGCACGGCAAACAUUCGGGACCAAAUGUCAUGUGAGAAGAACAUCACCGCACAGGGAAAUGUGUUCAGCUGGGGGACCACCAAACUUAGUCUGUAUGGGGGUGUGCAGCUGGAGAGUCAAUACAGAUGCUCCUGAAAAACACUUCUGCUGCUUAAUACGCUGCAACAUUGGUGAUGCUCAGGCUUUAAAACAUGCAUUGCAAUAUACAAGCGGUACAGUCUUGCAAUAUUUAAUGUAAGCUUCAGCAAUAUACUGUACAAAUAAAGGAACAUUCAUGCUUCUACCAACCAUCAC
This is a messenger RNA of Dunckerocampus dactyliophorus (ringed pipefish), 1842 nucleotides long. RefSeq names its product carbonic anhydrase VI (gene ca6). The record is from RefSeq and is a predicted model, not a curated record. Lineage: Eukaryota; Metazoa; Chordata; Actinopteri; Syngnathiformes; Syngnathidae. Gene Ontology annotation, molecular function: carbonate dehydratase activity; zinc ion binding. The transcript is spliced from 10 exons. The coding region runs from base 58 to 1683 and encodes 541 amino acids.